Molecule: messenger RNA, 1236 nt
Organism: Rubroshorea leprosula
Lineage: Eukaryota; Viridiplantae; Streptophyta; Magnoliopsida; Malvales; Dipterocarpaceae
Source: the annotation of a GenBank genome assembly
GGCGGCCACAAACUACCUAAUUUCGGAGAGGAAACUAGUGAUCGGGAGGAUGCAGAUCUUCGUGAAAACCCUAACUGGGAAGACCAUAACCCUCGAGGUCGAAUCCAGCGACACCAUCGACAAUGUCAAGGCCAAGAUCCAGGACAAGGAAGGUAUUCCACCGGAUCAGCAGAGAUUGAUCUUCGCCGGGAAGCAGCUUGAAGAUGGCCGCACUCUUGCCGACUACAAUAUCCAGAAAGAAUCAACUCUUCAUCUGGUUCUGAGGCUUCGUGGUGGUAUUAUUGAGCCUUCUCUGAUGGCAUUGGCAAGGAAAUACAACCAGGACAAAAUGAUUUGCCGAAAGUGUUAUGCACGCUUGCAUCCUCGUGCUGUGAACUGCAGGAAGAAGAAGUGUGGACACAGCAACCAGCUGAGGCCAAAGAAGAAGAUCAAGUAGAGUGUAUACUACAAGGCAGGAACAUCAUGUGUAGUGUUAGGAUCCUUUAUGUUUUGCCUGGAUAUAAUAUUGCAUCAAAGACUAGCAACUACAAGACGAUUAUAGUAUGCUGAAGUUAUUAGCUCAUCUAUGUUUUGAACUUUGUAGUGUAAUUUCAUUUUACUUGCUUUGACACGUUAUCAUUUUUGACAUGUUGGUUUGAUUCCCUUCUCAUUAUAGUCUGCAACUUUUGUGUUUUUUGGUACCCCAACUUCCCUUCUGAUACACUUGUGCUUCUGGGGCAGUUUCAGAUUUUAUUGGUCGCUAAAUGAUAUUAUUAUUAAUGUUUUUUCACUCUUGUGCAUUUAAGUAAAAGUGAAACACAUUUUAAAUAAAUAUGAGACAUCGUAAGGUUCUGUUGAUACAGAUGAAUGAGCCCUGGGAUGGAAGACCUUUUAACAUUGUUUUCAACCCGCUUGGAGACCCCUUGAAACGAUUGAAUCUAUGUCUUGCCUUGGUCCUGUGAUAAGUCUAAUACUGUAUCUUCCGUUUGAGAGUAGAUUACUCCAUGACAGUGUUUCCUCAGGUCAUACUCCCCCUGAACGGUUUGAACUUACAUUCUCCCAUUGAGAAAAGUAAUGUUUGCAUGGUAUACGUUUAAAACUUUAUUUGGUCUGGAAAAUGUUUUGGAUCAUUCUCUGGGGGGAUUCAUGGGCUGCAUCCUCUAACUGGAGCAGCUCAGUUGAGCUUAGGCGCCAUCCUAGAGCGCCCAGAUUUUCCUCGACUUGCUUCACAGUUUUAAUUCCUGGUAUUGGAAUAGU